AUGCAGUGCCCAUCGGACGGCGAAAGCAGCGGCAGCAGAAGCCCGAGUACCACCACCUCGAGAGGCGGAGACACAGAUCUUGACGGCGAGGAGAAGAUCUGUGCCGUGUGCAGAGACCGGGCCACAGGUUACCACUUCCACGUCAUGACCUGCGAAGGAUGCAAAGGCUUCUUCCGACGGACCGUCAUCAAGGGCGUCCAGUUCACCUGCCCCUUCACCCGCAGCUGCACCAUCACCAAAGCCAAGCGGCGCCAGUGCCAGGCUUGCCGUUACCAGAAAUGCCUGGAUGCGGGCAUGCGGAAAGACAUGAUUAUGUCAGAGGAGGCUCUGCGCCUACGCCGGGCACUGCGGCGGCAGAAACAGCGUCAAGGACAGAGUCCCAUAGAGGCGUGGGAGCCGUCCGAGGUGACCAGUUUAACCGCAGAGCAGGAGCAACUGAUUGAGAUCCUGACGGAGGCGCACAAGAAGCACUUUGACUCCACCUUUGCCCAGUUCAUCCACUACCAACCUCCAGUGCGCCUGUACAUCCACAGCCCAAGGUCCCGGAGCCCUCAGGAUCCCACCGCGCCCACCCUCUGCCCGCCCAGUCCGCAAGACCACUUGGAGAGCUACCCCGAGGAGGUCCUCCCGGACGUGUUCUCCAUGCUGCCGCUCUUUGCCGAUCUCAGCACCUUCAUGAUCCAGCAAGUGAUCCAGUUUGCCAAGGCGAUACCGUCUUUCAGAAAACUGCCAAUUGAGGAUCAGAUCUCACUCCUCAAAGGGGCUACUCUUGAGAUCUGCCAGAUCCGGUUCAACACAGUCUUCAACGAAGAAACCAAUGCAUGGGAAUGCGGUGAACACUGCUACACCAUCCAAGAUGGCGCCCUGGUUGGGUUCCAGCAGAUCUACUUAGAGCCGCUGCUGAAAUUUCACAUUAGCCUGAAGAAGCUGAGGCUGCACGAGGCCGAAUACGUCCUGCUACAAGCCUUGGUGCUGUUCUACCCAGACAAUGUGAACGUCGUGCAGCGAGAUGAGAUCGACCGGACUCAAGAGCAAAUUGCCCUCACGCUGAAAAACUACAUCGACCAGCGACACCCUUUGCCUGAAGGCAGGUUUCUCUACGCCAAGCUUCUCUUGCUGUUGACGGAGCUGCGGUCACUGAAGGUGGAGAACACCCGGCAGAUCCUCCACAUCGACCAGGAUUUUACCUCCAUGACGCCGUUGUUGUCGGAGAUCAUCAGCUGAG
This is a messenger RNA of Gekko japonicus, 1225 nucleotides long. RefSeq names its product nuclear receptor subfamily 1 group I member 3 (gene NR1I3). Gene Ontology annotation, biological process: positive regulation of transcription by RNA polymerase II; negative regulation of transcription by RNA polymerase II; cell differentiation. Gene Ontology annotation, molecular function: nuclear receptor activity; RNA polymerase II cis-regulatory region sequence-specific DNA binding; zinc ion binding. The coding region runs from base 1 to 1224 and encodes 407 amino acids. The record is from RefSeq and is a predicted model, not a curated record. The transcript has 8 exons. Lineage: Eukaryota; Metazoa; Chordata; Lepidosauria; Squamata; Gekkonidae.